Molecule: messenger RNA, 1116 nt
Organism: Penaeus vannamei (Pacific white shrimp)
Lineage: Eukaryota; Metazoa; Arthropoda; Malacostraca; Decapoda; Penaeidae
Source: RefSeq, a predicted model, not a curated record
AUGUCACGGCUUGUCAUAAGAGGCAACUAUGACAGCCACUACCAAACCGCCCUGGGCCAGUGUGGCUUCCUAACCUGGGUGAACUGUUCGAACGUGAAAUGGGCCACGAAAGUCCAAGGAAUCUUCACCGCAGCUAAAAUUAUGGCUCUCAUCAUCAUCAUAGUCGCGGGCAUCUAUCAGCUGUGCGAUGGGCACGUCGAGAACUACCAGGAUGCCUUUGAUGGCACCAACUGGAGCAUUACUUCCAUCUGUACAGCCUUCUACCAGGGUCUCUUCUCCUUUGCCGGCUGGAACUGCCUCAACUUUGUCGUCGAGGAAUUAAAGGAUCCGUUUAAGACCCUCCCCCGGGCGAUCCUCAUCUCCAUGCCCAUUGUCACAUUAAUUUAUUUCCUCACCAAUAUGGCCUAUUUCGUGGUCCUCGAGCCUGAUGAGGUGCUGGCGUCCGAGGCUGUGGCGCUGUCCUUUGCCGGCCGAGCCCUUGGUGUGCUGAACUGGGUCAUGCCCAUCUUCGUCGCCCUCUCCACCUUCGGGAGUCUCAACGGCUGCAUCUUCGCCUGCUCUCGCCUCUUCUUCGUGGGAGCGAGGGAGGGGCACCUUCCUCAGGCCCUGGCGCUCAUUAACGUGCACACCAUCACCCCCGUUCCAGCCCUCGUGUUCUUGGGUUUUAUGACGCUAUGUAUGCUCGUGACUUCUGACACGUUGGUGCUGAUCAAUUAUGUGUCCUUCGCCGAGUCCUUGUUCGUCUUCCUGUCCAUCUCGGCCUUACUUUGGCUGCGCUACAAGGACCCGCAUCGCCAUAGGCCUAUAAAACUACCACAUUUGCAUGCAACUGCAGAUGCUGUCAAGGCCACUUUGCAAUUUUUCGUCAGUCAUUUCUGGCCGAUAGCCAUUAUCGGCAAUAUCGCCACCGACAUUAUGUUAGAUUAUGCUUGUUUUGUGAAUGUAAAUCGAUCAUCAGUAACUUUUGAGGUAUUUGACCAUAAAUUCAGCGCUAUGUCCAAUUCUGACAGUGUCCAAAUGUGCGGAUUCUUUAGUUCGCUUAGUUCUAUCAGUUUAAACCUGUAUCACCUACAAGAACAUAAUUUGACAGGAAUGUGUAGUGGUUGCUUAGUUUAG